Messenger RNA from Cyphellophora attinorum, 1122 nucleotides. RefSeq lists its product as uncharacterized. The record is from RefSeq and is a predicted model, not a curated record. Bases 1 to 1122 code for a protein of 373 amino acids. NCBI's taxonomy places the organism in Eukaryota, Fungi, Ascomycota, Eurotiomycetes, Chaetothyriales, Cyphellophoraceae. The transcript is spliced from 2 exons.
AUGGCGCCUGUGACGCCUUACAACGAAGAAGACAUCGCCGCCAGGCCAACACCCAUCAACCCGCCUACACUCAAGCACAACCCAAAACUCCGACUGCACCUCGAUGCACUUGCCCAUCCCGCCACGACUGCGUUCGUCAAAGUCAUCGACACAGCACAUUUUCUGCCCGAUGCCAUCAACCAUAUCCUACGUCACCUCUACUAUCCACAUGGUGCCGACAAUAUCCCUCAUGUGCGGUCUGUGACGAUUGUGUUGCGUGAGAUGGGCGGUGUCGCCUACACCACCGGCAUCGACCUCGACGACGCCCACAAAGAAAUCCACGUCGCCCUCCCCUACCUCUCCCGCUACCUCCCCAAAGACCGUCCUGAAGACUACCGCGAUGAUCUUCCUGCUCCCACCACGACAACCACCUCCCUCACCAACUUCCACCGCGAAGCCCUCGGUGUCCUAACCCACGAAGCAGUCCACUGCUACCAACACAACCUCUCCGGCACCGCGCCCGGCGGCCUCAUCGAGGGCAUUGCGGACUACGUUCGUCUCAAAGCCGGUCUCGCUCCACCACACUGGACCAAGGGUCACAGCCACAAGACGAGGGGCGAGAAGUGGGAUGAAGGGUAUGCUAAGACGGCGUGGUUCUUGGAAUGGCUUGAGGAGGAUGGGGAUGAGAAGAGUGUGAGUAAGGGGAAGGGGAGGGGCAAGGGCGCGGUGAGUCGGCUCAAUGCACGAAUGGGCGAGAAGGGGAGGGUGUAUGGCGAUGGCAAGGAGUUUUGGGAGGGGUUGUUUGGGGUUGGGGUUGAGGAGUUGUGGGCGGAGUAUGUUGAUAGUUGGAAGGAGAAGGGUGAUGAGGGUGAUGAGAACAAGGAGGGCGAGGCGACGAAGACAUGUGACGCUGAAGCACAAGGCACUCCUAGCGCGACAGCGGCUGCGACAACGACGAAGACGACUACCACAGAGACGACAGAGACAACGACAAAGACCACAACAACAACGACCACGACUGAAGAGCUGGCAGACACAACAUCCUCACCGGGAAGGCCGAGCAGGGCCGGCUCUGUGCCCGAGAUCGUGGAGUUGAGUCUUGAAGAGAAGAGGGAAGCUGAUGGCGCAGGCAGCGGCAACUGA